Molecule: messenger RNA, 327 nt
Organism: Protopolystoma xenopodis
Lineage: Eukaryota; Metazoa; Platyhelminthes; Monogenea; Polystomatidea; Polystomatidae
Source: the annotation of a GenBank genome assembly
AUGGGUCAGGUGUUUCCGAGGCGCCGGAAUGCGAACAAGAAUGCGUGUAUAAACCCAUCACGAGGGCAACCCUGGCGCGCUGGUAACCGAAGCCGAACACCUCCAACCUGGCCUGGAGCUGGUCGGUCUGGGGGUGAUACCACCUCCUUUUGUCCAACCUCUGCUCAAACACAGCGGGACAUCUUCCCUCGCCCGCACAACCAGCAUUUCUGGCCCCACCAGACCGCGAAUGACAGGCCGACUUCACAACACUGUCUAACGGGGAGACAAAUUUGCCACCUCUCUUUCAUCGGUAUCGGUAGCUACACUUGCCAUGGCGACGCAUAA